AUGGAUUUAGGGGAGUACUUGUUUCAAAGGCUUGCUCAACUGGGCGUCGGCUCCAUUCAUGGUGUUCCUGGUGACUAUAACCUUACUGCCCUUGACUAUCUCGAGCCCUCAGGCCUUCACUGGGUUGGUAAUGCUAAUGAGCUAUGUGCCGGCUACGCUGCGGAUGGGUACGCCCGAAUCAAAGGCAUCGGCGCCUUGAUCACCUCCUUUGGUGUUGGAGAGCUUUCGGCAAUCAACGCAAUUGGCGCGGCUUAUUCUGAAAGGGCCCCGGUAGUGCAUAUUGUUGGUACGCCACACCGAGAUUACCAAGCAUCAGGCGCCUGUUUGCACCAUAGUUUGGGCGAUGGAAACUUCAGGGUCUUUGCGGAUAUGUAUAAAAGUGUCACAUGUGCGCAAGCCAAUCUUGUUGAUGCCUGGACUGCUCCUGAGUUGAUCGAUGCCACUUUGAAGGAAUGUCUCCUACAAAGCCGCCCGGUAUACAUCGAAUUGCCUACGGAUAUGGUGCGGGCCAAAGUUCCGGUGCCAACAUUUCCAAUUGAUUUUUCAAUCCCUGAUUACGACGAAGCUUUCGAAGACAAAAUCGUUAACUCUCUUGUUUCUCGCAUCCAACACUGCAAGCAGCCUUUAAUCCUUGUCGAUGGAAUUACUGCGCGAUUCGGUGUCAAAGAUGAUAUAAACGCUCUAGUCAAGCUUACGGGAUUCCCUACCCUUGCAACCCCAUUUGGCAAGAGCAUCAUUGACGAAAAUGUACCCAACUACCAUGGAGUGUACCUUGGAUCGGCUGGUGGGACAAUACAUCAGUCGUGGGUUCAAGGGUGUGAUCUGGUUCUCCAUUUUGGGGUGCUUGGGUCUGACAUCAACACAUUCGGAUUCACAGCUCAGCCACCGCCUGCAGCUACGGUGACAUUCGACAAAUACUCGAUAUUCCUAGGCAAAACAGGGUCAGUACCUGUCAAUGUGCGCCUCGUCUCCAUCAAUACCAUACUUGCGAAAUUGUUACGCUGCCUGAACGGCCUGAAGAUUCCUGUUUCAGAGCCGUAUCCCGGAGACCCAUUUCUCCCUCGCGAGAUUCUGAAAAGGCUCCCCAAAGCUCUUGAUAACAAAGCGAUAGACCAAUAUUCCCUUUGGCUUCGCAUGUCUCGGUUCCUCCAACCAGGAGACAUUGUGAUGACUGAGGCUGGUACUGCAUCCUAUGGCGGUCUAGGCUUCGACCUUCCGGAGGGAACUAUGUUGGUUAACUCUUCAAUUUGGUUAUCUAUCGGAUAUAUGCUUGGUGCCUGUCAAGGUGCGGCCCUAGCCCAAAGGGAAAUGGUUAGCGAUGGCACAAGGCCCCCAGGUCGAACCAUCUUGUUUGAAGGUGAUGGGGGCCUUCAGAUGACCGCGCAGGCCAUUAGCGACAUUAUCAGAAACAAGCUUGAUGUGAUAAUAUUUGUUUUGAACAACAACGGCUAUACAAUUGAACGACUUAUCCACGGGUUCUCAGAAAGCUACAAUAAUAUUCAACCAUGGAGGAAUCUUCAAGCACCGAAUUAUUUUGGGGCACUCGAUAAUGACGCUUCAUACCCUGUGCGGACCAAGUCUGCUCAAAGCUGGGGAGAUUUACAGGGUAUCCUACAACUUCCCGAUAUUCAGGAGGGCAAGGGGCUGAACAUUAUCGAAAUUUCGUUGAGCAUGGAUGAUGCACCAGAAUGCCUGAGCAAAUUUGCCGAGUACGUGAGGAAAAGAAACAGCGGGCAGCUAUAG
Molecule: messenger RNA, 1743 nt
Organism: Penicillium expansum
Lineage: Eukaryota; Fungi; Ascomycota; Eurotiomycetes; Eurotiales; Aspergillaceae
Product: alpha-keto acid decarboxylase family protein
Exons: 1
Coding region: 1-1743 (580 amino acids)
Molecular function (GO): thiamine pyrophosphate binding; carboxy-lyase activity; magnesium ion binding
Source: RefSeq, a predicted model, not a curated record